Messenger RNA from Phyllostomus hastatus (greater spear-nosed bat), 1676 nucleotides. It is a transcript of the gene AGPAT4, whose product is annotated as 1-acylglycerol-3-phosphate O-acyltransferase 4. Lineage: Eukaryota; Metazoa; Chordata; Mammalia; Chiroptera; Phyllostomidae. Gene Ontology annotation, molecular function: 1-acylglycerol-3-phosphate O-acyltransferase activity. Gene Ontology annotation, cellular component: mitochondrial outer membrane; endomembrane system. The coding region runs from base 220 to 1356 and encodes 378 amino acids. The record is from RefSeq and is a predicted model, not a curated record. The transcript has 9 exons.
CUCGCCUUUUCUUUCCAGCGCCGGCGGACUUGCCGCUCCCACAAACUAGUGGCAGUCCCCGCCGCCCCGCCGCCUCGCGUUCGGUCUCCGGUCUCUCCCCAGCCCAUGUGUCCGGGCUGCCGGGACCGAGACGCGUCCCUGAGUCCCGAACCGUCUCUCCGCCCGGGGAGAUUCUGCCGCGGGCCUCUCCAGCGCCGGGAGUAAAAGCAGCCGCCCGCCAUGGACCUCGUGGGGCUGCUGAAGUCUCAGUUCCUGUGCCACCUGGUCUUCUGCUACGUGUUCAUCGCCUCGGGGCUCAUCAUCAACACCAUUCAGCUCUUCUCGCUCGUCCUGUGGCCGAUCAACAAGCAGCUCUUCCGGAGGCUCAACUGCCGGCUGUCCUACUGCAUCUCCAGCCAGCUGGUCAUGCUGCUGGAGUGGUGGUCGGGCACCGAGUGCGUCAUCCACACGGACCCCCGGGCCUACCCGCGCUUCGGGAAGGAGAACGCCAUCGUCGUGCUGAACCAUAAGUUCGAGAUCGACUUCCUCUGCGGCUGGAGCCUGGCUGAGCGCUUCGGGGUUCUGGGGGGCUCCAAGGUCCUGGCCAAGAAGGAGCUGGCCUACGUCCCGAUCAUCGGCUGGAUGUGGUACUUCACGGAGAUGGUCUUCUGCACGCGCAAGUGGGAGCAGGACCGCAUGACCGUCGCCAGGAGCCUGCUGCACCUCCGCGACUACCCCGAGAAGUACUUCUUCCUGAUCCACUGCGAGGGCACGCGGUUCACGGAGAAGAAGCACCAGAUCAGCAUGCAGGUGGCCCAGGCCAAGGGGCUGCCCAGCCUCAAGCACCACCUGCUGCCGCGCACCAAGGGCUUCGCGGUCACCGUGAGGAGUCUGAGGAACGUAGUUUCAGCUGUAUAUGACUGUACACUCAAUUUCAGAAAUAACGAAAACCCCACCCUGCUGGGCGUCCUGAACGGAAAGAAAUACCACGCGGAUUUAUACGUCAGGCGGAUCCCCCUGGAGGAAGUCCCGGAGGAUGAGGACGCCUGUGCGGCCUGGCUCCACCGGCUCUACCAGGAGAAGGACGCCUUCCAGGAGCAGUAUUGCAGGACGGGCACCUUCCCCGAGACGCCCAUGGUGCCCCCCCGGCGGCCCUGGACGCUGCUCAACUGGCUGCUCUGGGCCUCGCUGCUGCUCUGCCCCUUCUUCCGCUUCCUGGUCAACAUGGUCAGCAGCGGGUCGUCCCUGACGCUGGCCAGCGUUGUCCUCGUCUUCUUUGUGGCGUCCGUGGGGGUGCGGUGCAUGAUCGGCGUGACGGAGAUCGACAAGGGCUCUGCCUACGGCGACGGCGACAGCAGGCAGAGACACGGCGACUGACUCGGGACCACGCGGCCGCCCGAGGGGACCUUGGGGACCUGGUGGGGCCCGGGGGCCGCGCUGGGAGAGCCCCCGCUGGGCGCGGGGGGUGUGGUCUCCACACCACCGGACGGGGCUGGAGAUGGGCUUAAACCUCUUCCUCGCCACUCGCUCGCGUGGGCUCCGGUUCUUUCUGCGUGUGUGUGCGCGUGUGCGUGCGUGUGUGUGAGAAACAACGCAGCGCAGUGAGGCUGGCUGACGUGCAGCCUCGGGCAGGCCUGGCCCUGUGAUCGCCGACGUGGGUGCGGCGUGGGGAGGGCAGCCGGGGGACUGUCCCCUGC